CAGUUAUAGAUUGCUGGUCACAGUCUGCAUUACUCCAAAUUCAAUUUCGGAGUACUAUAAAACCCGCCCAAUACGUCUGACCGUGGUACUUUUGGAAGUGCGAUUUUCAAAAGAUUGGCCAGAGCAGAGGGGGAUGGCUCCAUGGAGGAGCACCAAGUCACUUUCAAAAGAUCAGUUGAACCGUUUGCUUGAACAUAAAUAUCAUUGUGAAGGAGGGAGCAUAUGUGAUAAUCUUUUCACGGAUUUCUGGCAAAAAUCGUCGUUGUAUGUACCAGUGUAUGUUGCUCCAAAUACGCUCACUUUACUUGGUCUUCUCGCUAAUGUAUUCGCACUCUGUUUGCUUCUGAUAUAUGGAGCUGGUCCAUUCACUUCCUUGGUGUUCGCAGCUUGCGUUUUCGUGUAUCAAACUUUAGAUGCAUUAGACGGUUUGCAUGCUCGUCGCACAGGCUCAUGUUCGCAGCUUGGUGAAUUGUUUGAUCAUGGAUGUGAUGCCUUAUCAACAUGUAUCCUCCCUAUUUGUUAUUUCAUAGUUAUUGGUUUCAACGAAUGGCCGAUAUUGAUGUUCAUACAAUACUUCUGUAUUCAAACCAUAUUUUAUUUAGCUCAUUGGCGGUGUUACGUCACGGGAGUUUUGGCAUUUGAUCGUGUUGGAGUUACGGAAGGUCUCAUAGUCGGUAUUGUGUCUUCGGUGAUAUCAUCCAUUUUCGGGUCUUCUUUUUGGAGUCUAAAAGAUCCGAUUUUUGGUAUGGAACUGAAGGUCAUCCAGUUUCUAGUGUUUUCGGUUGUUAUGUUUCUCGUUUUCGUGCAGUUUGGUGGUACAAUUUCGCAAGGUGGCUGUGGUAAAUAUGGAACGACUAUUGCUAACACCAGUAUUUUGUUUCCAGUCUGUCCUCUCGCACUGUCGCUCGGUUUGGCUGCUUCCAUUGGCAUCAAUUCUCCAAUAAAUCUGUAUCAUCACUCACCCUUUAUCUUUCUUUUAACCUUUGGAGUUGUUCUAGCGAAAGUUUCUCAACGUCUAGUGGUAAGUGUGGUUUUAGGAGUGCAUACUUUGAUUAUUUUACUUUGUCGACCUUACUUCUAUUGGAAUCCAACAAGUGAGGAAUUGAAUAAUUGAGUUAUCAUCAGUAUUAAGAACGGGAUCUGUGACUGUGUUGAGUGAUCACUGUGUGCCUGUAGUCAUAAUAUCAAAGCUGGUUUGUCUGUAGCUUGAUGAUUUAUAAAGGUUAAUGAAGUUCAGUUAUAAGAAAUACCUAUGCAUUAAUGCAUGUGAAGAAAACCAUAAUUAUCUCUUACCACUGAGAGAUCUUAGCGAUUUAUUUUACCUCUGUAAUCAGCCACCUAAACAAAUAGUUCUGUUAACUUAUGCACUAACUGAACACCCAGCCUAUAGCUGCUACCUUAAUAUGGUAGUCAGUCUUGGAUAUCACAAUUACCCAACGGGUUAUGCUGGUGAAACACGUACUUCUUUGAGGUCCUACCAUACCAGAUAGGUCUGUUGGAUAGCUGUAAGACAAGAACUAGUUACCUUUAUAGUUAUGAGGGUCUGGUGACAAAGUCAUAUUGUUGGCUGGACGGGAAUGUGACGACCUCAAAGUGUCUCUCAUGGAUGACUGGCAGUCCACGAUGAUGCUACCUCCCCUGCGGAAACCGGCUUCAAAACUAGCGUAUUUUUCACUGUCUUGCAGUGUUCUCUUGCUAGUUAUAUGAGCUUUCUAGCCGGAUUUUAGACAAUCAGUCAAUAUUACUAUAUCAUCUUUUGCUUCUUCAAGACCUUCAGUUCUUGAUAACGGUUCGAGUUCACGGAACAGCAUAUCUGGUUUCCCGAAACUGCAUUUUUUAUCGAAUCUACUAAGAAGCUUCGCUAGCCAGACUCUAACUUCAUAAGCCAUAGACGUGUACCAUGUUUAUGAGACUUGAAUACAGUUACUAACCCAACCUCGAAUCGAAAUGCACUCAGGAACCUUGUGCACAUUCAUAGAGUAAGCAAUGAACCACAUCUACUGUAUGAGGGUUAGUGAUACAACCUGGCUGCCCAAACGUCGGUGGGUGAAGUAGGGCUCAAACCCACUACCCUAUUGGUUAAAAUUUAACUUCCUAAACCAAUGGGCCAUGGCUCACCCAACCUCGCCUGGUAAAUAUGAUGAAUCUGUAAAGUCCACUCUUCGACUUUCUGCAGAUUUGUUAGGUACCCUUCUGAUAUUUCAGGUGUAGGUAUAACUUCAAGUUGUAAGGUAGGAUGUGCUCUGCUCGAUCGAAUCAUAGUUAUCAGGUACCUGUGUGCUCUUUGACUGAUUGGUGCAGUGAGGACUAAAAGGAAUAGUGAAACUCGCCAUCGCCUGUCUGUAGUGUUUACUUACGUACCUACUCAUGUUAAAGUUGAGUUUUAUCGAAAACUAUCUAGCUUCCUACUGCAAGCCAAACGUUCAAACGUGGUUUUCGUAGCAGGUGGUUUCAAUGCACAAAUGGGUACGUUAAAUCAGGCGGAAGUAUACUUAAGUGGUGCUUUCGGAAUCCCAACUGAUUGAAGGGAUAACGGAAAUUGCAUGCUACAAAUGUUAUCAGAUAGUCAUCGAUUACCUUCCAUCACGAACUUCAGCUAAAGAGAGAUAUUGUUUGAUGUGGUCUCCAUUGACUUCAAGCCACCGGUGAACACACCAUAUUUCUGUCAGUUGUCGCUAAAGAGGGUCGGCAGAAAAUUGCCGCUCCUUCUGAAGCACGUGUUCGUAUCAUGGUCAUACGUACAUGUGAGACUAAAUAGAAGUUGAAAAACUACAAAUGUAAAAGGAUUCCGAGUGCAUCUUGACGAUGAGAAUAUAGAGACUGCUUUCAGUGAGAAACUAACCAAACACUUACUGGAACAGGACAAAAUCAUUGAUCCCGAAGAAACUUAGCGCCACCUUUAGUUUGUUGUGAAAGCAGAGUAAAAAAUGUGACUGUCUAUCAGAAAGAAGUUUGGAGCAGUCAGUGGAUCUCAGCUUCUGAAAUUGUGAAUGCACGCGAACUUAUUCUUACAGGUUCCGAACGCGAUGGGGAGCGGAAGCAACUGAAAUGUAGACUGACAAAGAGUCUAAGCAUUGUCUCUUAGAGUAGUGGGCAGCGAAGGUUGAAGGUUUGGAAAAAACCGCCGGCCUUGGUAACAGUGUAUAAUUAUUUUGACUGAUUCCAGAAGCAGCCAAACAAACUUAAUGUUUAGGGUGACAUUUGCGGAGGAGGAUUAGUCUGCGAUAUGCUCACAGAGGAGGUAACUGAAAUGAUUGGCAAAAGACUUCAAGGAAUAGUGCAACUGGCUACCGAUAAGCUUUCGGUUGCCUAUUAUCCAGUGGGAUCUUAAAUUGGACACUCAGGUGAGCCAUCCAGUCAUUUCGGAACUGGCGAAAGCUGUAAAUAAUUUGGAAUGAACAAUUACCACUGGUGUGGAUAAUUUAGUAGCAAAGAUAUUUGAGGGAUGGUAGCCGAAAGUUGUUAGUUGGAUUGACUGAAGUAUUGGUUGAUGUAUAAGAAUCAGGUAUGACUUUCUCAGGGUAGUCCCAGGCACUAAUUGCCUCAGUCUUCAGAAAAGGAGAUAACCACCGAGGAAUCAGUGUGACGAACAUCGCAUCUAAGAUCCUAAGUUAGACUCUAAUGUGUAGCGUGGAAGGAGCGAACUCGAAAGAAUCAAACAGGUGUUGGACCUGGGUAUGAGUGUGUUGACUAGAUGUUCACCCUCUGUCAAGUUUCGAAACUCAGGUAUACUUACGUCACGCCGUUGAAGGCUCUAUGUCCGAACACUCGUCAACUUGUUACAGUCCAUGGUGAAUUACCAAGUGAGUUAUGUACACCGGCUGGUGUCCACUAUCUUCCUUCUUGUUUAAUUAUGUUAUCCACGUGUUUAUGGACAUCUCUCUGUCCUCGUGUGUCUUUGCAACAAUUCACUUUUUCACAAGAGACUGCUUAGGUAGACCUAGAGCACACAGACGAUAGAGUUCUAUUAGGUGAAGAUGUUUCACAAAAUGCAGAGUCGUCGAAACACAAUAAGUAGAAAUUUGAGAAUGUUUGUGAUGUAUCUCCCGUAACCUAAAUGCUAAUUGUUGCUUCAGAACUGGUCUGCGUUGCCACCCCAGCUUAUAAUAUGAAAUAAAAGUGGUUAAGCGCUUCGAGAAUUUCACUUAUUUGGGAAGUCGGAUCAGCCCUAAUGCACCUGUGACCGAAGAGGUCUUUGUCCAGAUACACAAAGCUUGUUUGGCUUUUACCAGCUUACGUCAUUUGUAGUGCUGCUGUGUUAUCUAAUUCCCUAUUGUGAAGUCGAGUGUGCUGCACUGCAGUUGACUCUCGUGCGCUCAUUAUCUGCGAAACAUUGCCGGAAAAUGAAUAGGGCUAAAGAAUGUCCAAGGUUUUCGACUGUAAUCACCUCUGCACAGACAAAGGGUUGUUGUACUGCCAUAUCAGUAACGCAGAAGUCAGUUGUAGAGUUUUAGGUAGAAGAGGUAAAUCAGUUGAUGAGGCUGUUAAUCUUCAUUGACUGAGGUAGCUGUGACAUGUACACCUAGUCAUGCUUAGUUACCAUCUACCCCAUAGCUCAGUGUUAGAUAAAGUAGGUUCAUGCUUGAUGGCGGCAACCAGACUGGAAAAAGGCAUCAGUUCAUAAAGUCUCUGACUGUUGUUUUGAGCUGUAUAGCCACGUGCAGACUUCCCAGUCAGGAUCCCUUUCAUAACUUCAAUCCAUCCGUCCAGAUCAACCUAGGACCAGGCAUUACUGCGUAACGGUCCGAGUUGUCACACCUCAUAUCACCACAUCAAGUAAAAAGGCAGUGAGGUGCAAGAUGAAGAAAAGAAAACUCAGUCAAAAGAAAAAUCAAGUACUAAAAGAGAGAGAGAGAAUGAUAAAAUGCUGAGAUUCGGUAUAGCGUCGUUAAGACGAGGGUAGUGUAGUGUGUGUAUACACCGAUUCUGAACCAUGCCACCUGGAGUCUCGAACCACUAGUUUCUCUUGUCCUGUGGACCCCAACCAUCUAGUGUGCAUCGUCCCACAUGACUCAAAGCAAGAAUCAAAGACUUCAUAUAUUGAUGUAAUGUUUUAGUGUGGCCACCUCGAGCGUUUUUCCAGCGUGGACUUACUUCGGUGAACAUUGUGUGACGAGGCAAUGGGUGACUGACUAGGCAUGCGUAAUACGUGUCGGAACCAUGUCAUUCGAUGUAGGUUCAUAACCGUAUAAAGUGAUUUACUGCUUCUCGGUGAAACUCUACACCUGACGAUGUGGGUUGCUCACAUGGUGAGACGAGGGAAUAGGGUGUAUUGUACGAAGGCAACGGUUGUCAGCCAGCUGUAGCCAUUUGAUGUCUUUGACGUUGAAUGGUCAUGUUUGAGAGUGAUAGAGUAGAAGAGAGUGUACUGCUGUGCAGGUGCAGUAUACGCGACCCUAAUAGACAACUGGACAUCACGGCUGUGCCAUAGAUGGUGUAGGUUGAUAAAAGCCAAUCGAGGUUUUUGUAUACGUGGGGAGAUUUCACUGACCAGUGAGCCAUCAGGGCUGACCCUAAUUCCCAGGUAAGUGAAGUGGUUAACACACUCAAUCACUUCACUCUCUAUUGUUAGUCGCGGUGGGGGGCACCGUUGAAGGCCAGUCCUGGAGCAGCGGUUUGCAUUUGGGUGGUGAGAAACGCAUCUCAAACAUUCUCAAAUUGCUGCUCGAAGUGUCCAGAAGGCUCUGCAUCUUGUCAGCGUCUUCACCUAACAGGACAAUGUCAUCUGCAUAUUCUAGGUCUAACAAAAAUUCUCCUGUGAUUAGGUCAACAUCUGUGUAACGUGGUGACGAGAGGGAGACCUCCAUGAGAAUAUCUAUGGUAAAAUUGAAUAAGAAUAAAGACCCUCGACGGACACCACUCGAUGAGCGUAACUCCCUGGACAUCUCACCAUAGACUGUAACGUGCCCACAAGUGUUCGAGUAGAGAGCCUUCAAUAAAGUGAUAUACUUACUCGACAUGCCUUUCAGUGAGAGACAUUGCCGUAAGACUUCUGGAUCAACGGAAGACUUCUCGAUCAUAACUUCAAUCGAUGGUUGUAUAUCAGGUGAUAUGGUUUUGGAUCGGUGUCAGUCGCAUAAAUGCACCCGUGUAUUAUCUUCAUCUUUAUCGUCAUAACGAAAUUGAUUAUUGUCUCAUUCCCCCUCGUUUUCUUUUUAGAACUUUCUAUCAAUUUUGACUAAUUUUUUCCUUAUUUCUGUAUCUUUCAUGUGUAUACCCACUAACUUGAUGUGGUGAUGUGAAGUAUGGAAACUUGGAGCGUAGUAAUUCUGGGUCCCACGCUAAUGCAGGACUGACUAGCUGAGCUACUGUUGUAUCUAUAAUGUACUAACUAACACUGUCACCUUUCAUAUGUUAUUUAGUUUUAUCUGGAGGUUUGUCGAGGUUUAUUAAUUGAUUUUGGGUUGGAAUUCACCAUGGACUGACAUCAGUUGGAGGAAAAUGUGAAAAUUUGGAGCACUCGACAGCCUUUUCAUCCUAGUAUGGGACUCCUCAGCAGUGCGCACCCUUAACCUCGCCCCACCAGAUAUUGAACCCACCGCCUUCAGGUUCCGUGACCAACACAUUACUAUUCAACCACUGUGCAGGGAUCCACUGGUCCAUAUUUCCUACUUCUGUGAGUUCAUGAUAUAGCUCGACCUACAUCCAAUGUCGUCGUUGAGUAGCUUUCCUCAUGUUUGACUUGGUUGACUCCACUGGUCACGAAUUCUCAUUGGAACUUCGGGAACCACCUCUCGAAGCUUAGUUUUCCCUGUUUUGAUUAAAUAACAAUGACCACCUGUAGCCGUUAGUGUAUCUACUGUGAUUAUAUGUCAUAGCGUUAAUGAUGGAUAAUGGUUAGCAGUGGAAUCCAAAACGUGCGUUUUAUCCUUUUUGAGAGUCGUCACCUGUUCCUGAUAAUAUCUGUAUUAGUUGUCCUUCCAUUUUAUCACUUUUAGUCUAUGCACAUGUUACGAAGUUCCUGGCGUUUUUAGAGAAUCUCUCCAUUUAAAUCAUUUAAAUAGAACACGAAUAACAAUUCAAAGCAAAAUAAUGUAGAUUCAUUUUAUUUUAGCCUUUGUCAUCAGGUGUCAUCAAGUUGAAUUGAUUUUUGAUCUCAAAAUAUACAAAGUUUUCUGGAGUAAUUAAAUUAGUUUUAUGGCAAAUUAUUAACUCUAUGAAAUGAUAACAUCAGUGUUAUAUAAUCAGUGACAUAAAAAAUAAGCUAGCAAUAAAGUUGUGCAUACAUAGAAAACCUUUAACAAUAAUAGAAGUUGAUCAAUGUAACACAUUUCAUAAAUGAAAACAUAUCUGUAAAGUAAAUUCCUGUCAGUUAUAGAUUUUAAGACUGUAAACAAUUUUCUAUCAUGUGCUUGACUACUCGUCGUACAAGUUUUGAAGAGAUUGACUUCUUUUUUUUUUGGAAAAAAGUAGUAAGUUUGCUCAAAAUGUGACUCAUUGUUAAGUGCAUGAAACAAUUGUACUUGUUUCCAAAGUUAGAUUAUCUACUUCCAAUUUUUGAUUAGUUUAAAUUUUGGUAGGUUUUACACUUUCAGAGUAUUUCUGAUAACCAUGAUACUGUAACUAGAUAUAACUAUACUGAUCACUAAUUCCAUAUUAGAUUUGUUUAUUUAAUUUAUAACACACCGAGUAAGAUACAGUAUUAUUUACUUGAUGACGUUUUGAGCAUAAAUUAUCGCUCAUAAUUGUAUCAGUGUGAACAAACUACUUUGGAUAUCUGAUUUUUAUAGUCCUAUCAUAUCUCUGGUAUAGAGUGUUAUGUUAUUCCUAUUACAUGUGUUAGUUGGGUGUUGAUUCAAUAAACAAAGAGUCAGUAAUUUCUCAAUCUCUACCUAAUUAUAUUGGACUGGAGUACAAUGGUUUUAUCGUACCGUAUUGUGUGAUUAUGUGUUAGUGCAUGCAUUCGAAUAACUGUGUUUUAUUCUAGAUUAUUGAUCCUUUUGAGGCCUGUCAUUCUACAUUUGGCUAACUUUCUAUGUUCCGAUAAUUUAACUGACCUCGAUCGGCUAGUUGAACCUAUAUACUUGACAUCAAAGUCAAUGCAUACGAUUUGGUAGGUUAGAUAAUUUGACUGAAUUGGAUCUGUGGCAUGCUUAAACCAGUGAGUCUUAGAUGAAAAGGAGUUCAAAGCCUCUAUUGUGCUACCAUCUUGGGGAGGAAUAUCAGAAACUUUACGUAAGAUUAUUAACAACGCUACAAUUAGGGUGGUUGGCAUUGAAACCUACAAACUCACUCCGAGAUAAGCUUUUUUGGCUUAAGGAUCCGAUAAACCUAACUAAGAAAAAUUAUCUAAUCUUCUGAAUUCCAUGCAUUGACUGUGAGGUCAAGGGCAUACGUUAAACUACUCGAUCGGGAUCAAUUAGAUUAUCGGAAUAUAGGAAUUUAGCCAAAUAUAGAAUGACAGACCUGAAUAAAAUCAAUAAUCUAGAAGAACACUCGGCUAUUCCAGUGCAUAUAUUAACACACAGUAACAUAAUAGGGUUCGAUAAAACCACCUUCGUUCAUCGAAUCAACACGCAAUACAUGUAAUAGGAAUGAUGCAAAACCUAUACCAGAGAUAUGGAGAACUUUACUAUCAAUAGGAACAAAGAAUAUCAGGUGAUAGUACCCGAAUUUCAUGAAAAGUUUUUUGGUUAGUAACCCGUCGCAUUUUAGCCAUCACAUGAGUAACUGAAUUAUUCACAAGCAAGAUGCUUCGGAACAAAUCAUUUAUUCGUUGACGAUUUGUAAGAUCACUGCUCUUCACAAGUAUGACUUUCAGAAGGCGUUUAAUUAACACUUACAUUCUAUCGUGUCAUUAAACUGACAAGUUAUAUCUCUGGUUGAGAUUGUACGUCUAAGUGUCUUCCUAAUUUCAGUCUUGUUGAGAAUCUUACGUAAAGUUUCUGUUGUUUCUUCCUCAUAGGAUAACACAUUAUAGGCUUGAAACUUCUUUCUACUCGUGUUGUCACUAUUAUUCGUAUUCAUAGUGCAUCCUACCACAGGGCUCAAGUUGUACGCCUAAACUAAUGACUAAUUUCAUGCAAUGCACAUAUCGAUUGUUUUUUAGGAACUCUAUCGCUCAUUUAUAAGUUAGAAUUUAAAUGUUUUUGGUUGGUUUACCAUAAGUUCCAUAGAACAAUAACACCUUUUGAAAAAGUUUGUUUUGUGUCACAAUAAUUCCUUCAUAGUAUGACGCAGAUCUACUGAGUAUACAGUUAGUGAAAAAAUUAUACAUAAUUUCUUGAACCAAAUUUCAUCUCUUUACCCCAUAUAUCUUUAUUGAUAAUUAUUUUACUAGUUUUCUCUUAUUUUAUAGAUUGCUCAUAUGACGAAGAGCGCUAUCAGUUUAUUCGACACAGUCAUGUUUUCAGCUGCUUUAUUACUCAUAAAUCAAUAUUUUUCGUGCCCAGUAAACGAAUUCAUAGUUCUAUGGAUCUCCUUAGUAAGUAAAGUUUUCUAUUUUUCACUUGUUAUCAUCAAGCAUGUUCAUCUCUAGGCAUCAUGGAAUUUCACAAGUCUGUAAUUGAAUGUAUACUUCUAUGAGCUGCUUACUAAGAUUCAAUCUUUCACU
Molecule: messenger RNA, 9553 nt
Organism: Heterobilharzia americana
Lineage: Eukaryota; Metazoa; Platyhelminthes; Trematoda; Strigeidida; Schistosomatidae
Source: the annotation of a GenBank genome assembly